AUGAGCACGAUUCAAGCACAGCCAAACUACUCUUCCGGAAACGAUCGCUUCGACAACGAAGCAGCUACAUGGGACACGAAACCGGAAGUGGUGCUUUCCUCGCGUCUUUGUCUCUCCUCGAUCCUUUCGAACCAAUCUACCUAUUUCCCUUGCCUAUCCACGGCUUCGAUUCUGGAGAUUGGGUGUGGGACAGGUCUCCUCACUGUGCCGCUUUCCCAGCAUGUCGAAUCGGUGCUGGCACUCGAUACCGCUGCAGCGAUGAUCGAUAUGCUCAAUGCUAAAAUCCUUUUGCACUCGUUGGAGAGUAAAGUCACCACAAAGGUCAAGUUACUUGAAGAUCCUAAUGACCCAUUGUUGCAAGGCAAAAAGUUUGACUUAGCGCUUAGCCAUCUGGUGUUCCAUCACGUACCGGAUAUGGGAAAGCUGGUUCAGGUAGUGUACGGCACAUUGAAGAGCGGAGGAAGGAUCUGGAUCAGCGAUUUCGAGCAUGACGGACCCCAAGCUGAAGCUUUUCAUCCCAAACACAAGCACGCGGGCGUAGAGCGACACGGUCUGGAACGCCGAGAGAUGAAAGAGAUACUCGAGACAGCCGGCUUUGACCACGUGGAAGUGUUUGAGAGUUUCAAGAUGGAUAAACAGGUGGACAGUGGGGAAACGCAAAGUUUCCCUUUCCUCGCCAUUACCGGUGUCCGACCCUGA
Mycosarcoma maydis (corn smut) is the source of this 699-nucleotide messenger RNA. RefSeq lists its product as uncharacterized. The transcript is spliced from 2 exons. NCBI's taxonomy places the organism in Eukaryota, Fungi, Basidiomycota, Ustilaginomycetes, Ustilaginales. The record is from RefSeq and is a predicted model, not a curated record. Bases 1 to 699 code for a protein of 232 amino acids.